AUGCGUUCCACGUUUCUGAUGGGCGUGGACGACGGCAGCGAGGACCCCUUCAGCAGCGAAGCUGGAGGUUUCGAGAGUGAAGGCAAUGUCCAGACAUCGCCCACCGGGAAGAGCUCCUUGCGGCAAACCACGAUGCGGCAGACAACGAAAGGUUCCCUUGCCAACCGGAGUUUCGCGUCGGAGAAGCGUAGCUAUGUUUCCGAAGCGUCCUUGUCGCAAAGCAGUCCGUCGUUAAAGCGGUCUGCGACGUCUGGAGGUUUCGGAGAGAAGAAGGACACGCUGUUCUUCGGAACUCAGGUCGGAACCCUGCGAAUCCAGGACAUGAUUCUGGAUCGGGCGUACACCUUCCUGGACUACGUCCGAGGGGGCCUCGAGUUGCGCAUGAUGCUGGGAAUUGACUUCACUCGCAGCAAUAUGGACAAGCAGAACCCCGAUUCGCUCCACAGCCUAGUGGAUAUGGACCUUCCCACUUCCUAUGAGACUGCGAUCAUUGCCCUUGGGAGCGUGCUGAGGAGCUAUGAUACCACGGAUGAGUAUGCUGUCUACGGCUUCGGGGCGAGGAUCCCUCCCAGCCAUUCUGUGUGCUCGAACUGCUUCGCGCUGACGGGGGACUUCCUCCACCCACAGGUACAUGGAAUCGAUGGGAUUCUUCGAGCCUACCGCCGGUCACUCCAAGUGGUGCACAUGCAUGGUCCAAGCUGCCCUGGCGAUGUGCUCGAGCUGGGCAGCUACUACGCGAGGAACUACAUGCAGGAGCCGGAGAAGGAAGGAGGAGUGCUCCGCUCCAAUGUGCCACCUGACAUGAACUACUUCGUGCUCAUCGUCCUUACUGAUGGCGACAUCGUGAACGAGAAGCGAAUCGUCCAGGAGCUAAAGAAGAUGCAGGAGUACCCCAUCUCCGUAUUCUUCAUCGGCAUCGGUACGAGCAAGGAUUUCGAUUUCUGGCGUGAACUUCCCAAUGCCACGGCCCUCGACUUCGACAGGGAUUUCGAGAAGACCAAGAAGGACACUGUGAUGAGUAAGAAGGCUGUGCGCCGUGUUGCGCGGUUCGUCAAGUUCAGCGA
Messenger RNA from Symbiodinium sp. CCMP2456, 1064 nucleotides. NCBI's taxonomy places the organism in Eukaryota, Dinophyceae, Suessiales, Symbiodiniaceae. The record is from the annotation of a GenBank genome assembly.